Messenger RNA from Aspergillus terreus NIH2624, 714 nucleotides. Its product is annotated as putative GPI anchored protein. The coding region runs from base 1 to 714 and encodes 237 amino acids. The transcript is spliced from 3 exons. Lineage: Eukaryota; Fungi; Ascomycota; Eurotiomycetes; Eurotiales; Aspergillaceae. The record is from RefSeq and is a predicted model, not a curated record.
AUGCUCCUCAACGCCCUCGCUCUCCUCGCCAGCGCUGCGCUGUACCAGCAUGCCACAGCGCAGGAAGCCAUGCGCCCGCCCAGACUUGUCAGCGCGAACCGAUCGCCGCUCGAGGCUGCCGCGCUGGGAAAGCGGGAUACCUGUUCGGACGGGGCACAGUGCUUUAUCGGGGCGUGCUGUGGGGAUGGGUGUGCGUCGAACUGCUGCGGGCAUGACCAGGGAGGAGUUGGAUGCGGCAUCACCGAACGGUGCAGCUUUAGUGGGAACGUGUUCAUCGGCUGCUGUCCGAUGUACGCUAUUGGCGGAUGCACAGGCACGGCGACACGCGUGACGAUCCACACGCCGUAUAGCACGGUCACGUUCGGUGCAGAGACGACCGCCGCGACGACCACGGAGCAGUCGUUCAGUCUGCCGACCGCGCCCGCGACGCCGACCGAGUCUACCAGGACAACUGACUCGUCGACGGAGCAGUCGUUUAGUCUGCCUACGGCGUCGCGGACUGGAAGGACCACUGCCUCGACUUCUUCGGACACUACUGAUGCCUCUACGCCGACAAGCGAUAGUGUUGAUACCACGACUGCGUCGAGCGCCACUGCUUCGAGUGCUGUCGCGACGAGUACGUCGGCGGGACUGGCGCCGAUGGUUACGGCUUUUGUUCCAAGCGAGGUGAAUCUUGGAGCUAUGGCUGUGCUUGGGGCUUGGAUGGCACUUUAG